UUGGGAAGAACAGCAGAAGAUGGCGAGCUCAAACAAUCCACGUAAAUUUAGCGAGAAAAUCGCUUUACAUAAUCAGAAACAGGCGGAGGAGACUGCGGCUUUCGAAGAAGUGAUGAAAGACCUAAACAUCACUAGAGCUGCACGGUUGCAGUUACAGAAGACCCAGUAUUUGCAACUAGGGCAGAAUCGUGGACAGUACUAUGGAGGCUCACUGCCCAAUGUCAAUCAGAUUGGAAAUAGCAACAUUGACCUGCCUUUUCAGAAUUCCGCUUUGGACACCAGUCGGUCGACCAGGCAUCACGGGCUGGUGGACCGUGUUUACCGCGAUCGGAACCGUAUAACCUCGCCCCAUCGCCGGCCCCUCUCUGUGGACAAACAUGGCCGCCAGAUUGACAGCUGCCCCUAUAGCUCCGUGUACCUCUCACCCCCACCGGAUACCAGUUGGAGGAGGACAAACUCUGACUCAGCACUACACCAGAACACCAUGAACCCUGUGCCCCAGGAUGCGUUUGCAGGGGGAUCACAAGAGCUACAGCCUAAACGAGUGCUGCUGCUUACAGUGCCUGGGACUGAGGAGUCUGAAUCAGAUGCAGACAAGGAUACACAGUGGGAUAACAAAAAGAAUGACUCAUCAAGAACCAAGUCCUGCGAAGUCCCUGGGAUCAAUAUAUUUCCAUCACCAGAUCAGGAAGUGAACACGUCAUUGAUCCCGGCCACGCUCAAUACGGGAGGCUCCCUGCCUGAUCUGACCAACAUCCAGUUCCCCCCACCGCUGCCCACUCCGCUGGAUCCAGACGACACUGUGGCGUUUCCUUCCCUUAGCUCAUCCAACAGCACAGGCAACCUGACCACCAACCUCACCCACCUCGGCAUCAGUGCAGCCAGCCACGGGAUCACUACCACCUCUCAGCCUACCAUGACUGUGGCGGCCCAGCGUAGGCAGCCCACCCUGAUCCCCCUAACCCUCAAUGCAGACCCCCAGCCACAGCAGUCCCCGCAGCAGCUCUCCCCUACGCUGUCGCCCCCUCUCAACAUCCAGGCAGUGGCGAUGGAGGCCUUGACUCUGGAGCAACAGCUAUCCCAGUAUGCUUUCUUUAGCCAGCUGACAGUUCAGGCCCAGGCUCAAGUGCUCAAUGACCUGCAGCAGCAGGCCCUGCCCCAGGGCAUCAGGCUGAUCACCCUGGCCACCACCACUGCCCCAACAGCCACCCAGUCCUCCCCGGACAGCCAGAUCCAGACGCCCGCAAGCAUCAACGUCAACUCGUACCGCAAUCAGACAGGCUCUCCGGCCAAUCAGUCUCCAACCUCCCCAGUCUCCAAUCAAGGCUUCUCCCCGGGCUUCUCCCCUGGCGGCUCGCCUCAACAUAUUCCGGUGGUGGGCAGUAUAUUUGGGGAUUCGUUCUACGAUCCGCAGCUAGCAUCUCGGCAGACCAAUGCUCUCUCCCACCAGCUCGAGCAGUUCAAUAUGAUUGAAAACCCCAUCAGCUCCAAUAGCCUAUACAGCCAGUGCUCCACCCUCAACUACACACAAGCAGCUAUGAUGGGUCUUACAGGGAGCAGCCUGCAUGACUCCCAGCAGUUGGGCUACAGUAGCCAUGGCAACAUCCCUAACAUCAUUCUCACAGUCACAGGUGAGUCUCCACCCAGCCUCUCUAAGGAGUUAACCAACUCACUGGCUGGUGUUGGAGAUGUCAGCUUCGAUGCGGACUCUCCCUUCCCAUUGGACGAGCUGAAGAUCGACCCUCUCACCCUGGAUGGACUUCACAUGCUCAAUGACCCCGACAUGGUUCUGGCUGACCCUGCCACUGAGGACACGUUCAGGAUGGACAGGUUGUAAUGCAGAAUACUGGCUGUGGCCAACAACAAAAAAUAACCCUGGUAAGAAAGGGAAACGAGGCAUGGUGGGGGUGAAUCAUCUCCCCAGUUUCAUGGCCAUUCAGCUAUCUGAUCUCACCCUCAAGUCCUUUAAAAUAAUAUGCCAUCAAAAACCAUUGUAGAGAAGGACAUGCAAUGACUUGUUGGGUUUGGGAAGGGCAUUGCUGUCAUUUCCAAUGAGAUUGUUGGUUGGUCAGAGCUUUGCUAGCCUGCUGCGUUUUAUUUAUAUAUAUAUAUACAUACACACAUAUAGUUGAAGUCGGAAGUUUACAUACACUUGGGUUGGAGUCAUUAAAACUUUUCAACCAUUCCACAAAUUUCUUGUUAACAAACUAUAGUUUUGGCAAGUCGGUUAGGACAUCUAUUUUGUGCAUGACACAAUUUUUCUUAUAAUUCACUGUAUCACAAUUCCAGUGGGUCAGAAGUUUACAUACACUAAUUUGACUGUGGCUUUAAACGGCUUGGAAAAUUCCAGAAAAUUAUGUCAUGGCUUUAGAAGCUUCUGAUGGGCUAAUCGACAUCAUUUGAGUCAAUUGGAGGUGUACCUGUGGAUGUAUUUCAAGGCCUACCUUCAAACUCAGUGCAUCUUUGCUUGACAUCAUGGGCAAAUCAAAAGAAAUCAGCCAAGACCUCAAAUAAAAUUGUAGACCUCCACAAGUCUGGUUCAUCCUUGGGAGCGAUUUCCAAGCGCCUGAAGGUACCACGUUCAUCUGUACAAACAAAAGUACGCAAGUAUAAACAAAAUGGAACCACGCAGCUGUCAUACUGCUCAGGAAGGAGACGCAUUCUGUCUCCUAGAGAUGAACGUACUUUGGUGCGAAAAGUGCAAAUCAAUCCCAGAACAACAGCAAAGGACCUUGUGAAGAUGCUGGAGGAAACAGGUACAACGUAUCUAUAUCCACAGUAAAACGAGUCCUAUAUGGACAUAACCUGAAAAGCCGCUCAGCAAGGAAGAAGCCACGGCUCAAACUGCCAUAAAAAAGCCAGACUACGGUUUGCAACUGCACAUGGGGACAGAGAUUGUACUUUGUGGAGAAAUAUCCUCUGGUCUGAUGAAAGAAAAAUUGAACUGUUUGGCCAUAAUGACCAUCGUUAUGUUUGGAGGGAAAAGGGGGAGGCUGCAAGCCGAAGUACACAAACCCAACCGUGAAGCACAUGGGGAGGCAGCGUCAUGUUGUGGCGGUGCUUUGCUGCAGGAGGGACUGGUGCACUUCACAAAAUAGAUGGCAUCAUGAGGUGGACAAUUAUGUGGAUAUAUGGAAGCAACAUCUCAAGACAUCAGUCAGGAAGUUAAAGCUUGGUCGCAGAUGGGUCUUCCAAAUGGACAAUGACCCCAAGCAUACUUCCAAAAUCACUUAUGACAACAAAGUCAAGAUUUUGGAGUGGCCAUCACAAAGCCCUGACCUCAAUCCCAUAGAAAAUGUGUGUGCAGAACUGAAAAAGCGUGUGCGAGCAAGGAAGGCAACAAACCUGACUCAGUUACACCAACUCUGUCAGGAGGAAUGGGCCAAAAUUCACCCAACUUAUUGUGGAAAGCUUGUGGAAGGCUACUCUGAACGUUUGACCCAAGUUAAACAAUUUAAUGGCAAUGCUACCAAGUGCUAAUUGAGUGUAUGUAAACUUCUGACCCACAGGGGAAUGUGAUGAAAGAAAUAAAAGCUGAAAUCAAUCAUUUUCUCUACUAUUAUUCUGACAUUUCACAUUCUUAAAUAAAGUGGUAAUCCUAACUGACCUAAAACAGGGAAUUUUUACUAGCAUUAAAUGUCAGGAAUUGUGAAAAACUGAGUUUAAAUGUAUUUGGCUAAGGUGUAUGUAAACUUCCCACUUCAACUGUACAUAUCUUAUUACUUAUAUCCCACCGUGUCACAGUUGAACAGAUUUGAUCUCCUUCUGAUUUUAUUACAUUUUAUUUUUUAUUUUUUACAAAUACAUUUUGUGAUUUGAAAAGCAAAAAGCCACUAGGAAGGUGAGCUGCACCGUAUCUUUCAUGAAUACUGUGUACAAUAUUAUGUGCAACAUCCAAGUUAUUUUUACCCUAUUAUUGAAAUGGAUUAUUUUCCUACCCACUAUAACAGCUUUAUACUUCACACUCAAAGCUUUAUUUUUAUUGACAACCGAAUGUUAAUAUUUGCGUUUAUGUAUGUUGUAUCUUGAAAUAUGUAUUUAUUGAAAUGUUUAUUCAUUUAGUUUUAAUGUCUUUUUAAAAAUGGUUUCAUAUUCAAAAUGUGUUUUGAGUUCGAUACCAACAUUGCUCUGUUGUGUUCAUGUUGUACAUACUGCACUGAUGUAAUUUAUUCAUUUUAACCUACAUACUGUAUUUAUUAAGCUACUCUGUUAACUUAAGGAGUACAAAUCCUCCCCAUAUUUGCUCAUAAGCUCUAACGAGUGCCAGUUGCUAAGACCGCUUGCUAGAUAGAAUUAGCUGCGGCCUCUCACAAUAUAGCAUAGGGUCUGCAGGUCUUCUUAUCACUUACAUGGGCCCGAAAUUGUUGGGUUUUGUCUUGUGCCAACUCUGUUGUUUUUAAGUUUGUCAUAAUUAAUGGGAAACAUGUGCAACAGAUCCUUGCAUUUAGCAGCUGAUAAGGUGAAGCAAAUGUGACAAUGAAAACACUGUAAAGGCAAAUUCCCAAAACAAGAUGGCCAUAUUUUUCCUUUGCGUGUUGAAAAUGGAUAUCCAGAUUGAAUGCCUCCUGAAAAUCUGAAGGAUACAAACUCCUCAGAAACCUAUUGAACUUGUCACUGUGAGAUCACCUGAUUUUGCCUUACAUAUUGAGUGUUAUACUGUUUAAGUCUUAACUAAUGUGACAAUGUAUUUUCUUAACUUCUCGUAAGAUUUUCUUGUACUUGAGAGGACUUUUAACUCCUAGUCAGUGACCAUAUUUGUUAUGUAGUGUAAAGUUUGACAAAUCACUGUACUGUAUUUUUUACUGGUACACUUUCUAGCCAAAUUCUUGAUGAUUUUGUAAAAAGAAAAUCAAACGCUGGAUUCAAAUUUGUGAUGGAGAGUGCAAAUAUGGGUAGGGUUUCUGCUUCUUUAAAGGGAAACUGACAAAAAUGCACAAUCAUUUUGUGCUCCUUAACCCAGAUUUUGGUAGAAAAUUGUAUGAAACAAUUACAAUAUUACUUAUAUAUUAUAUUUGGUUAUUCCCUCCAGAUUAGGGCUGGUAGAAAACAAGAUGAACAUUCAGUUUUAUGCACCCAGUGAAAUUAGUCCCAAAAGACAUGUAGAACUUCACAAAAGUGGUUAAAAUUGACGAAGAGAUUUUGUCCAUACACCAAUUUGUAGAGCUGAAAUGCUUCUUGCUUUUUAUUUUACUCUAUCUUUCCCUCCGAUUCAAAUUCAAACAUUUGUUUUGAAAACUAAUAUAGUGGUGGGAAGUAAGUCACUAGAUUGGAAGUUGGUUAAAUUGGACGCUCUAUGGGCUGAGAUCGUUUUCAUACUCAAGGCGUCGUGUCAACUGUUUAUUUGUUUGAAGAACACUAGCAAACUUAUUUUUCAGUUCACCUUUGAAAUGUUGAUAGCUGUGUGGGAUCAUGUUUCUAUUGUACAAUGUAUUGUGUGUGUGUGUGUGUGUAUACAGAGAACAUAAAUAUGUUAAUUUAAUUUACCAAUGUGGGAAGAGGCAUAUUGCCCCAAAUAUAAUGUAAAUAUAACAAAAAAAGGAAUUAAGUAAAAAGGAAACAGUUGGUUUACUUCAUACCUCAAAGAAAUAUUGUUCUUGCAGACACGAUUUUAAGGGUUCAUGUUCAUUUUAUUCUUCAUUGCCUGUUGACUUGUUUAUUAAUCACAGACUGUUUGGCUUUAAUAAGAUUUGUGAUUCCUAUGCAAAUCAGAAUAAAACAUCUGACCAUUGCAUUAGAAUAGGAAAUAGAUAUAGAUAAUACUGUGUGUGUGUGUGUGUAUAUAUAUAUAUAUAUAUAUAUAUCUCACACACACAAAAAACUUCACUUUGGGCCAAACUGCAAUACGCAUGUAUGAUACUUACAGUGCCAUUCAGAUUAUCUGCAAACAAAUGCUUGUUUGUUUUUCUUUGUCAAGACAAAAAAAAUUGUACAUCCUGUACUGUACAUAGGCUAUAGCUGAAACAAAUUGACUGCAUGACAAAAAUGAAAGAGAAAAAGGCCUUAAUUUGCUAAGCAGGAUGAUUUAAAUCAUGCUCAACAAUGUAAAACAGUGACAUGCCCAGUCAAAAAGGAUGUAUGUCAAUUGUUCCUAAUGAUUCACUCAAACAAUUUACUUUUCAGAGGACUGUGUUACCUCCAUUUCUGCAUAAUGCUAGCUCAUUGCUGAAAUAAGAAUGUAUUUGUGUAACAUAGUCAGUCUUGGAAUGUGUCUGUUUCACUGAUUGACAUGAACCAAAAGCAUUUUCAUUGAGUCCCUUUUUUCACCAUCUACUUCUUAUUCAGUUGAAUUGGCUGUUACUUGCUUUAGCGUCUAGUUCUUCACUGUAGCACCUCACUGUGUGUGUGUCAAAUUGUCAGUUGUUCCUAUAAUGCGAACCUAUUGAAAAUCCCGUUUUCAUAACACAUCAGAUGCCAAUUGAUCUGUAGACUCUGUCUGAAGAUUUCAGACCUCAAAGUUGUCUAACGUUGAGAUUAAUCUUCUUCUUUUUUUAAAGCGGGCUCAUGAGUUUGUGAGAACUUCCGUCAAAGUCGGAAUUGAAAUUUCCUGAUCCAGAAAGAGUUAUAGCCUAAUCAAAAACAAUGGCAACAAAUCCUCCAAGUCUAACCGGCUUCCUUGCAGGUAACUCAACUCAUAUCCUGAACUUGUAAAUUCACAUCCUUGUCACGCUCUCCAGAAGGAUCACAUCAACAUGAUAUGUGUGGAUAAAAGCCCAAUAGUUGAUGUGAUUAUAGCAUGUAUGCUGUAAUUAGUUUGAUGCACUGAUUCACUUCCUGUCAUCAAAUGACAGCCCCAAUUACUGGGCUUCAAGUGUAAACUGAGAGCCAAAGACUGCAACCAUGAUGGAAUAAGAGAGUACGCAUUGUUUCCAUUCAUUUAAGACUGAAGCGUACCCUGAAUAUCUGGAUCUACAGAACAUAAGGCCAGGGGCAUGGACUCAUUUUGACGUAAGACCCCUUUUGAAAUAUAGAAACUUCUGUUGAUUUUGGAGUGAACUGACACUUUAAUGAUCUGGCAAGAGUCAACAGUUUCACGAGCUACUUAAAAAUGGCACUUAUACAGCUGCAAUCAAAUAUAUUGGCACCCUUGAACGAUUCCAUUUAUUCUCAUCAGCUGAAAUUGAAGAAAACUGUUGGCGUUAACAAGUGUUUUUGAUUUAAAGCUGCACGGGACCAAGAAACGAAACAUCCAAACUGAAAUUAAGAUUUAUUACAUAAAUGUAAAAAAUGGUUUGGACUAAAUUAUUUAAAAUUGAAAUUAGUUUGUUUGGAGGAAAGUGAUUCUUGUUAAGGUUGUAAUUUAUCUCCAGCUGUGGUAAGUUCCAGGUGCCUCAGGGUAAAAAAGAAAUAACAUUCAACCAUUUUUUUUUUUUUAAAGAGAACAGAACCUUCUGCUCCAUUGUAAAGUGCAAGGGUGCCAAUAUAUUCGACUGCAACUGUACUCCGUAUUGGCAGUAAAACUUGACUUGGCGGUCGAGAGCUUACUGUCAGUUGCAUGGCAUGACUGAUGUUAUAAGUGGUCCCUAUUGUCGAUGCUGGUUUAUUGCAAAUGAUUCAACAUUACCUUGUUGACUUCAGCAAUAUGAACUAUGGCUAGUUAGCUAACCUAAAUUGAGGCAUGUGCCAUCAUGACUGCCGAAUCAAGUCUAAACUGAUAUCAGUUACUGUGACUGCAUAAGACAUUUUAAGUAAGGUUUAUGACACGUUUUUAUGUUGUAUGUGUUCUUAUUCUGUUGCUUUUUCACUUUAUUUGUGGCCAACUGCCUUGUGAAUGUGAACAGUGGCUGUUCUGUCAAUGCUGACUGUUGUACCCUCGAAAUAAUAUUAUCUUUUUUUUAAAGCCUGUAACAGUGUGGGAAGUGUGUUCCUUAUUUUGUAAUGCAAAACCAGAAAGGGCUUAUUCCAUUGCAGCUUGUUUUCCAAUCAUGUUAAAAAAAGGAAUAGCACUCAAUGUAUAUUUAUUUGUCAAUAGAUAUACCAUACUGCUCUGCAUAUGCAUGGGAAAUGGCAAUCAAAUACGGUGACGUGGACCCCUGUUUUGACAGUAAUUAUUACAAUACACUGACUGAAGUGAGCAUGAAAGGAAUUCAGCCUUGUGGGAAUUGGUGAGCAGUAUCUUGAUUCUCACUAAGCUUACUGUCACUGCCAGAGUACCUGUCCCCAUGCAUUCUCUCAACUAAAGGUGAAUGAAAGGGAUAAUUAUAUUUUCUGUCCCAUAAUUUGAAAUGGAUUAAUAUGAAUCUAAAUCAUUUCCUCCUGUAGUACCGUGCAGUUGAAGUUGGGUACCCUAAAAUGCCACUUUUGGCAAGUAUUUCCAAUUCAUAAUGUAAAGAAAAUCUCUCUUAUAGGGAAUUCCCUGGUCAGCUUUAAGUGGGUAUCACAUAUUUAACUAUUGUCCUGUAAAUCAUAUUCUGAGAUGUAAAGUAAUUAUUUGUUUCUAUGUGAAACUCCUUUAUGUGACCCCUUUGUAAGAUCCACUGAAUGUGGGAGGCAUUUCUUCUCUGUACAUAGUCUCCAUUUUGCAGAAUAUAUCAAUGAAAAAUGUCAUUUCACCAAGGUUUACUAAGUGUGGACAUGCAUGACGUUUGAACUAUUCUAUAUUUUGUUGUCCUUGUUAUGUUGUUCAUAUUUUGUAAUCUGUAUUUCUGUAUGUGUUUUUAAAAGAUCAUUUUGAAUACCUGUUUUGUGAUUUUCAGUCCCAAACUUUUGAUCAGUACUCAAAGCAGUUUCUCAUGACUUCAGUUUCUGUCUAGUCAGUAGUGAGGAGAAAGUGUAAACCAGUUUUGACCUAAAGGUAAGUCCUAUAUAUUCAGUAUAUGCUAAAGCAAAAUAACAGUUGUGUGGUUCGACAUUUUAUUAAUUGAUCACAUGCAAUCUAAUGCAUAGCCCCCCCCCCCCUCAAAAAAAAGUUUGUCCGCUCACAAUGUAAUACACAUUUUCUGUCCACACCCUGAUUAUUCAAAACACACAACUAUCCUCACAUUUCUAUAUUGUUGACAGAGUAGUAGUAGACAUAAAGAAAAGUCCCCUGAGAAGUGGAAUUAUUGGGGAGCAAAUGUCACCGGAAAAUGUUGUCAUUGCUGGUGGUGACCAAUAUGGCAGCCUCCAUUUUGCUGAGUCACAUCUCACAGGGUCCUUCUAAAAAAACAAAAUUCAAUAUGGCCCCAAUUCCGACCCGAGUUAAGCGUGCUUAAAUGGAACGUAGUAAUUCCAUUUUUAUGCACUUUUCUCUAUGCUUAUUCUGACCUUGAACUUAAGCAUGAGAAUAGCAUGCUGUUCACCUGCUAUUUGUUUUGGGUGGAGAUCAAAUAAAUGAUGGUGUGU
Messenger RNA from Oncorhynchus nerka (sockeye salmon), 9321 nucleotides. RefSeq names its product CREB-regulated transcription coactivator 1-like. NCBI's taxonomy places the organism in Eukaryota, Metazoa, Chordata, Actinopteri, Salmoniformes, Salmonidae. The coding region runs from base 20 to 1837 and encodes 605 amino acids. The transcript is spliced from 14 exons. Gene Ontology annotation, biological process: protein homotetramerization; positive regulation of transcription by RNA polymerase II. Gene Ontology annotation, cellular component: cytoplasm; nucleus. The record is from RefSeq and is a predicted model, not a curated record. Gene Ontology annotation, molecular function: cAMP response element binding protein binding.